ACUAGACCUGAUAUUACUAAAUUAUAUCAGUUAAUUUUAGAAUAUUUAAUUAAUCCAAGCCCUAAAUAUCUCAGGGCUGUGGAUUAUUUAAUCUUUUAUUUAGAAGAAAUAAAGAACUUGGCUAUUAAAUUUAGCCCUAGCUCUAUUUUAUUUUAUAUGGCCAGUGAUACUAGUUUUGCUGAUAAUUAA
Aspergillus heteromorphus CBS 117.55 is the source of this 189-nucleotide messenger RNA. RefSeq lists its product as uncharacterized. The annotation marks the transcript as partial. Lineage: Eukaryota; Fungi; Ascomycota; Eurotiomycetes; Eurotiales; Aspergillaceae. The transcript has a single exon. The record is from RefSeq and is a predicted model, not a curated record.